This is a messenger RNA of Polypterus senegalus (gray bichir), 1782 nucleotides long. Its product is annotated as leucine-rich repeats and immunoglobulin-like domains protein 2. The coding region runs from base 73 to 897 and encodes 274 amino acids. The transcript has a single exon. The record is from RefSeq and is a predicted model, not a curated record. NCBI's taxonomy places the organism in Eukaryota, Metazoa, Chordata, Cladistia, Polypteriformes, Polypteridae.
AAGGCGAAAGGGGGUCAAACACCGUAUUAGUAUGGUGUUCCUAAUAAUCCUUUAGGUGAGUGUACAUGCCUUAUGUCAAACACACUGGGCACUGAGAGGGGUCAUAUUUAUUUAAACAUUAUUUCUACUCCAAACUGCGACUUGGUACCAGGCAGCCCUGGCUAUGACACAGAUGGUUGGACUACAGUUGGAAUUGUGAUUAUUGUUGUUGUAUGCUGUGUAGUCGGGACAUCACUUAUCUGGGUAGUAGUUAUUUAUCACAUGAGGAAGAGGAAUGAAGAUUACAGCAUUGGUAACACAGAUGAAAUUAAUUUGCCAGCUGAUAUCCCAAGCUAUCUUUCAUCUCAGGGCACUCUUUCAGAGCCUCGGGAUGGAUAUAACAACUCUGAGGCAGGGAGUCAUCAGCAGCUAAUGCCUCCAUCAUCAAAUCGACAUCCUCACAAAGCAGCAGAUGGUAAUUGCUACCUAGACUCGGGAUGUGACACUGAUGCAGACAUUAACUCCUUUCUAGUACCUCGAAUUAGUUCAUUGUUUACAGGAAGAGAUGGCUUUCCUUUACGAGAUCAGCGUGAUGGCAUAGCACACGCAACUACAGGUUCUGGAACACUAGUUAUUUGCUCUGACUGCUAUGACAAUGCAAACAUCUACAUUCGGACACGGGAGUGCUACCCUUAUGCCUAUCUGACUGAAGAAGACCUAUUAGACAAGUCCCUAUCUAGCAAUGUACUGCAGCUACCUAAAGAACCUCUUGGCCUUCCCCAGCGAGGCAGCAUGUUGUCAGAUAAGCUUGUUGCUGAGAAGGAUAUGACCGUAUUUCUUUCUAGAGCUACCAAGCCAGAAAUUUCUUCGCAGACCCACAGUAAUGAGACUGCACCUGUUCACUUUUGGCUCUCAUGAUGCUGAAUUGACUUCAACGUCUGACAUUUCACAACACGUGGUGCCGGGACAUUCCAGUAGUCACAUGCGGCCUGACAAAGGAGGAGCUACAGGAGUAGUAUAUACAUUUUCAGACUCCUAUGGGACAUCAGUUUCACGGACACAGGAACAGACAAGUAGUUCUAGCAGGACUUCAGACUUGAGGGAACAAAAGACUGACAAAAAAUAAAAAAAGAGCAGCAAGAUAAGUUCCUCUUGAGUUACCCACUACCUCGAAAUGAAUGAAGUAAAGGCUAAACAUUUUAUCAAUGUUUACAUCCAAUGGAACCAAUGAAAUGAGAGCAUCUUGUCUGCUGCCACUUGCUGAAACUUUAAACACUGUUGCUACUCAGGAUCCAAUGAACAAGCUAAACUUGUGGCCACUCAGUUACCAAACACAGCCACGUUAACCUUCUACAUCUGAGAUACUCUAAGAGUUGUGGCAGUGAUGCUGCUACUCAGUCGCCUCUCAGUCACAGGUGUUCAGUUUACUAAGGCUUCAUCCAGGUACAGAUGACUGAUUUCCUGAGCAAUUAAAAAAAGAGAAACCAGUUACUAGAAGUUAUUUUGAACUGUAAAUAGAUUCAAACAUUUUAAAUGUUUAUGUACAAAUGUAAAACACUAAUGUAAAUAUAUAUUUCUGGUAUUACAAAGUAUUGUUUGAAUUUCUUAAACUGUUGGAAACCAUACAUUGUAUAAUAUUGGUACGGAAAUAAGAAAUAUAUCAUGAAUUGUGUUUGAAGAAUUUGGUGGCCUGCACCACCUCCACUUACUCAAAGCUUCACGAUGCUCCAUCAUUGAUGGACUAAAAGCCAGAAGCCUGCAUGACCAUCAUCAUCAAGUCCUUCCGUGAGAACCCUAAAUCCA